Molecule: messenger RNA, 351 nt
Organism: Phytophthora infestans T30-4
Lineage: Eukaryota; Oomycota; Peronosporomycetes; Peronosporales; Peronosporaceae
Product: carbohydrate esterase, putative
Exons: 3
Coding region: 1-351 (116 amino acids)
Source: RefSeq, a predicted model, not a curated record
AUGUCGAGCGAAUCCCUUAGCCCAGGCUCCUCGGUUGAAUCACCCGCCCAGGCUCAUCUUGCCAACUCUCCGGGAGUGUGCACUGGGGAACAAGCUCGCACCCAGCCCCCACCCGGUGCUAUCGCUGUCGACGCUUCUGGUAUGUACAGCGGCAGCUACAAGACUGUAGCGGAGGGCGUGACACACAUCCCCAACACGACGGACGAGCAUACUCUCUUCGUGUUCCCAGGCGUCUAUCACGAACAAGUGGUGGUUCCGAAGCUCAAUGGUCCUCUGGUGCUGCAGGGUUACACCUGCGACACGAUGUCGUAUGCUGCCAAUGAAGUGACCAUCACCCAGGCGAAGUACUAG